AUGGCCGCAAGUAGUUCGUCUUCAACAGGUCUGAGACUAAGCGUUAAGGAGUUAGGAAUUACCCCAACAUCCUCAGCGGUUGGCAUUGUGCCGUAUGAUGUAUUCAUUAACUUUCGGGGAUGUGAUGUUAGAAAAACGUUGGCUUCCACUUUAUACCGGACACUGUGUGGCAUGGGAUUGAGUGUUUUUGUGGAUUACGAAGUCAGCGAACCCGGUGAUAAUAUUGCAGCAGAAAUUGAAAGUGCAAUACUAAAUUCUUCACUUUAUGUUGCAAUAUUCUCAAAGAAUUACGCACGAUCCCCCUGGUGCAUGGCCGAGCUAUCAUUAAUACUGCAAACCGGCAAAACUAUUAUUCCUGUUUUCUACCAUGUUGAACCUUCUGAUAUGCGAUUGGAGACUGGAGGAUUUUAUGCUCAGGCCUUUCUAGGUUAUGAGGGAAAUAAGAAAAGAUACAGCUCAGAAAAGCUCCAACAAUGGAGGAUGGCACUUCACAACGUUUCACUGUAUCCCGGCUACUUGGUUAAAACUGCUGAAGACGAGAAAAAGAUAACGGAGACUAUUGCUAAUUCUAUAUGGAAGACUGUGAAAAUGGUACCACUUCUUGUAGCUAGAGACACCUUUGGGCUUGAUGAAGUUGUAGAUGAAUUUGAAAGAAGCCUGCUUGAAUCUACGCGGAGCCAAAAGGUAGAGAUCGUGGGAAUCGUUGGUAUUGGCGGGUCUGGUAAAACGACACUGGCCAAAGCGAUCUAUGACAGAUAUUUCACUUCAAUUUCCAGGUCCAGUUUUAUUUCUAGUGUAAGAGAUGCUAAAACAGAUCUGCGUGAGCUACAAAAAAAAUUACUAGACGAGCUCCGUCUCAAAUAUUCUUCAUUUUUCACAGUGGAGAGAGGCAGAAGUGUUCUGGCGGGUUGUAUGAGUGAUGUUCGUGUGCUCAUCGUUUUGGACGAUGUGGAUCGUGUGGAUCAGUUGGAUGACUUAAUGCCAGCAAAGGAAACGCUUGGAUCGGGUAGUUUGAUUAUAGUUACAACGCGCGAAUUGGGCGUCCUUACCUCCUGGGGCAUCUCUUCCAUUUAUAAAAUGGGAAUGAUGAGAUUACCUCAUGCCAGAAAGCUUUUCUGCCGGCAUGCUUUCUUACAGCCUGUGCCACUGGAGGGAUUUGAAGAUUUAGUUGAAAAAUUCUUAAGCAAAUGCAAUGGGUUGCCUUUGUGGGUUAAGGUUUUGGGAGGAGACCUUUAUGACAAGUCUAAAAAUUACUGGGAGAGUCAGUUGGAUAAGAUCACCAGAAUAUUGCCCGAGAACAUUAGACAGUGUUUGAAGAUAAGUUAUGAUUCGCUAGAUCAAGAAGAGCAAGAAAUAUUCUUGGAUAUUGCUUGUUUCUUUAUUGGAGAAAAGAAAAGUUUGGCUAUUGCAGUAUGGGAUGGAUCUGGGUGGAAUGGUGAGAACAGUUGGCAGGUGCUUGAGAAUAAGUGCCUUGUUGAGAUCGAUGGACAGAAUCGAAUAAGAAUGCACGAUCACCUUCGCGAUUUAGGAAGAGAAAUCGCAGUUCAACACUUACCCCAUCGUCUUAUCUCACAAGGAGAAAUUGCUGAUAUUCUGACACCUUCUCAGGAAAUUACACCGAUCCGAGGAAUAAUGACCACUACAACUCAAUUUAUUGCAUCCUCAGCCCAUGAGGAGUUUCCUAGAUGUUCCUCUCAUUUCCAGGCGCCCUUUAUGGAGUGUGUGGAGCUUAUGAAAGGAGUUUCCUCGCUUAAACUUCUUGCUGUCACAGAAAAUGAUUUUACAGAAGAAUUUGCCACACUAUCAAGAGACCUUGUGUGGCUUCGGUGGUUUGAUUUCAAACAUUCGAAUCUUCCAUCAUGGCUUUCACUGGUAAAUUUGAGAGUCUUAGAGCUUUUUGGCACUUCCAGCUUGAAUGAAUUAUGGAAGGAUAAUACACAUGCCCCGUUGCAACUGAGAGAGCUACGUAUCACUACUAGUUGGGGCAGUAGUUUGGAAAGGUUUCCAAGUUCAAUAUCAUGUCUGAAGUAUUUGAAGAAGCUCUCCUUCAUUGGUUAUUUUGGAGAAGAGUUUCGCAUAGAAAGAUUGCCAGAGGAGUUUUGUGAUCUUCAAUCACUAGAGCACCUAGAACUGCGGCAUUGCAAGCUGAUGUCAACGCUACCCAUCCGUUUCGGGGAGUUAACAAAUUUGCGGUAUAUAGAUUUGUGCUCUUCUGAGGAACUAAGGAUGUUGCCGGAUUCGUUUAAGAUGCUGAGACAUCUGCAAUAUCUGGAUUUAUCAGGUUGUAGGAAACUCCAGAUCCCAACUGACAUUCUUCAAAACAUGACAAAGCUACAGAAAUUGAACUUUUCAGGAUGCCACAGAUUGUUUGAGCUUCCUUGUCAUAUCACAAAACAGACGUACUUGAGAGAGCUCCAUGUUCGAGAUACCUGCUUAAGGGAUGCACCAGAUACCAUCGUUCAACUUCGAAACUUGCAAACGCUAAGGAUUGGGAGUCCACUUUUGAAAAGCUUGCCAGCCUCUAUUGGGGGUUUGUCCUCUUUGACUUGUCUGGAAAUCGAUGAUUGCUUAAAAUUGGAAUCUUUACCCGAUUCUGUUGGGCAUUUAAAUCAGUUACAAUACCUAAGCAUAAAGUUGUUGGCCAUCAUGUCUUUGCCAAAGUCAAUUUGCCAAUUGACAAAUCUUCAGACUCUGGAGAUUUCUGACUGCCCAAUAAGUGAAUUGGAUUUGGUAUCUGGAAAUGCUUCUUUCAUGCCUCACCUCAAGGCAAUUUCUCUAACAAAAACGUCUUUAUCCAGGAUAUCAAUCUCUAAAGAACGUUGCCCAGAACUCCAGACUCUCCUACUUCAGCAAAAUGAUAACUUAGUUGAGAUUGAAAUUCUGGGUCAGCCUUAAACUCCACACACCAAGAAACAUAUUAAGUCUAGAGAAUGUCAGUAAAUUCUUAGUGUUUAACACUUUUAAGUCUAGAAGUCAAAGCUUAGUGUGUGUGAUUUAAGCUUUCUGUUGGAUAAGCUUCAGAAUUUUGAAGUAUCUGGAUGCCUGAGUGAGAGCUGUCAGACUAAAAAUCUGUCUCUGUAGUUGACCCAACUUCCAAGUAGGUUUCGAUUUGCUUGAAAAAUCUACCUAUCUUGUUGGCA
Messenger RNA from Cryptomeria japonica (Japanese cedar), 3140 nucleotides. RefSeq names its product disease resistance protein RPV1-like. Gene Ontology annotation, molecular function: protein binding; ATP hydrolysis activity; ADP binding. The record is from RefSeq and is a predicted model, not a curated record. Bases 1 to 2895 code for a protein of 964 amino acids. The transcript is spliced from 4 exons. Lineage: Eukaryota; Viridiplantae; Streptophyta; Pinopsida; Cupressales; Cupressaceae. Gene Ontology annotation, biological process: defense response; signal transduction.